CACGCCCCUGCCGCAUGACAGUGGAGAUUAAUGGAUUCAAUAAACGCAAUGCACAAUGCAUUUUAACAUCCUAUUCUAGAUAAUCCACGGAUUUUACUUUGUAUUCUCCAUUAGAUCCCGAUGAUCUAAGGUAAGCAGAGGCUAUCGUGGAGGCACAGCACACGCUGCGGGGUCACAGGGGUGGGGGGGGGGAGUCGUGACUUGCAGCCCGGUGCUGUGGUCUCUUUAAACGCAGGGCGGUGAGCAGAUUUCCGAUCGUCCAUGAAGCGGAUUACAGCUUGAGUCGUGCGUCUGCUGCUACAUCAUCUCAGCUGAUCCGCAGGAUUCCCUUCACGGGGAAACAAACAAGCCCCGUCUGUAUGCUCAGCUCACCGCGGCACCAUGGAUUUCAACGUCAAAAAACUGGCUUCUGAUGCAGGGGUCUUCUUCACCCGGGCGGUGCAGUUCACAGAGGAGAAGCUGGGCCAGGCUGAGAAGACGGAACUGGAUCCUCAUUUAGAGAACCUGAUCAGUCGAGCCGAAGGAACCAAGAACUGGACCGAAAAGAUCUUGAGACAAACAGAAGUUCUCCUGCAGCCCAACCCGAUUGACCAAACUGGUGCACGGAUAGAGGGGUUCAUCUAUGACAAACUGGAUAAAAAGCUUCCCUCCAAGGCGACCAAUGCAGAGCUGCUGGGCCAGUACAUGCUGGAAGCUGCCAAUGAGUUUGGUCCGGAGACACCAUACGGCAGUACCCUGAUCACAGUGGGAGAGUAUCAGAAGAGACUGGGAGGAGCCGAGCGCGAGUUCCUCCACACAUCAGCCGCCACUUUCCUCACUCCUCUGCGCAACUUCUUGGAAGGAGAUUGGAGGACCAUAUCAAAAGAGAGACGAUUGCUGGAGAAUCGAAGGCUGGAUCUUGAUAUCUGCAAAGCACGCCUGAAAAAAGCCAAGCAGGCAGAAGCAAAAGCAGCAGCUGCACCUGAUUUUCAGGAGACAAGGCCUCGAAAUUAUGUUCUUUCUGCCAGUGCAUCAGCGCUGCUGAGUGAGGAAGUGGACAAAGCAGAGCACGAGCUUCGUGUUGUGCAGACGGAGUUUGACCGUCAAGCUGAGGUCACCAGACUGCUACUGGAAGGCAUCAGCAGCACACAUCUCAACCACCUUCGUUGUUUGCACGAUUUCGCCGAGGCUCAGGCCACUUACUACGCCCAGUGCCAUCACUACAUGCAGGACCUUCAGAGGGAGCUCAACAGAUGUGCUAAUGUCAGUGGUGCCACCAUCCCCUCCUCUGAUGCUGUCUGUCCCAACCCCGUCCCCUCUGCUUUCCUGUCUGGGUCAUCAUCUCCUGGGGCCAUUGUCUCUUCCACAUCCAGCCAGAGGCCUGGCACACUCACUAUGGAGCUAACACAGCUCCCUGUCACAGGUACAAGGAAGGCCAAGGUCCUGUAUGAUUAUGACGCCCACGACUCCAGCGAGCUUUCCCUGUUGGCUGAUGAGCUCAUUACUGUAUACACCGUACCAGGGAUGGACCCUGACUGGUUGAUGGGAGAACGGGGGAACGAAAAGGGCAAAGUCCCUGUCACUUACCUUGAACUGCUGAGCUAAUCUACUAAACAACAGAACACACACCCAAACACACACACACACACACACAGUUCACUUGCAAUGCCAGUCAUGUGCAUUUAGUACACUUAGUGUGUUCUGGUCCUUCUGGCUAUCUUACACGCUUAUGCAAACCUGUUGGAAAAAGUUUCUGAUGACUAACGAGAGGAGGAAGUUGCAGCAAACACUUGUGGGGAGCAUCAGUUUUAUUACAGACUUCCAGUAAUGUUUCACCAGAGUGUGAUGAGACCAGUUAAAGCUACAGCACUUACAGUUGCUCAGCAGUUCAAGUGCUUCUUUUUUUUUUUUUUUUUUGUGAAAACUGGAACUCUUGCAGUUUUUUUUGUUUGUUUGUUUUAACCACAUUCAUGAGGCAUUCAAAGUCCAAGAUCUCAUGCAAUCCAUUAAAGGAUAAAUGAUGUUUUGGAGAUCUGAGUAGAACCAAGUAGUGGCUAUUUAAACAUGUAUGUUUACAACAGAUG
Scatophagus argus is the source of this 2063-nucleotide messenger RNA. Its product is annotated as endophilin-B2-like. Bases 382 to 1584 code for a protein of 400 amino acids. The transcript is spliced from 12 exons. Gene Ontology annotation, cellular component: cytoplasm; membrane. NCBI's taxonomy places the organism in Eukaryota, Metazoa, Chordata, Actinopteri, Scatophagidae. The record is from RefSeq and is a predicted model, not a curated record. Gene Ontology annotation, molecular function: protein binding. Gene Ontology annotation, biological process: membrane organization.